Lolium rigidum is the source of this 1567-nucleotide messenger RNA. Its product is annotated as inositol-tetrakisphosphate 1-kinase 5-like. Gene Ontology annotation, cellular component: cytoplasm. The record is from RefSeq and is a predicted model, not a curated record. The coding region runs from base 31 to 1071 and encodes 346 amino acids. Gene Ontology annotation, molecular function: inositol-1,3,4-trisphosphate 6-kinase activity; inositol-3,4,5,6-tetrakisphosphate 1-kinase activity; ATP binding. The transcript has a single exon. NCBI's taxonomy places the organism in Eukaryota, Viridiplantae, Streptophyta, Magnoliopsida, Poales, Poaceae. Gene Ontology annotation, biological process: inositol trisphosphate metabolic process.
UCCCCGAUUCCUCCCACCCUUCACGACGCCAUGGCCGCCGCCGCCGCCGAUACCUCCUCCGCCGACACCCGCCGCUACGUCGUCGGCUACGCGCUCGCGCCCAAGAAGCAGAAUAGCUUCAUCCAGUCCUCGCUCCUCUCCCGCGCCGCCGCCCGCGGGAUGGACCUCGUCCCCGUCGACGAGGCGCGGCCCCUCGCGGACCAGGGCCCCUUCGACCUCGUCAUCCACAAGCUCUACGGCCACGACUGGCGCGCCCAGCUCCAGGCCUUCUCCGCCCGCUACCCGUCCGUCCCCGUCGUCGACCCGCCGCACGCCAUCGACCGCCUCCACAACCGCAUCUCCAUGCUCCAGGUCGUCUCCGAGCUCGACGUCCCGCCCAGCGACGCCGCCGACCACCACCGCCACACCUUCGGCAUCCCCAGCCAGGUCGUCGUCUACGACGCGGCCGCGCUCACCGACUCGGGCCUCCUCGCCGCGCUCCGCUUCCCGCUCAUCGCCAAGCCCCUCGUCGCCGACGGCAGCGCCAAGUCGCACAAGAUGUCCCUCGUCUACCACGGCGAGGGCCUCCGCAAGCUCCGCCCGCCGCUCGUCCUGCAGGAGUUCGUCAACCACGGCGGCGUCAUCUUCAAGGUCUACGUCGUCGGCGGCCACGUCACCUGCGUCAAGCGCCGCAGCCUGCCGGACGUCUCCAAGGAGAUCCUCGAGGACACCGCCGCGGAGGGCACCGUCUCCUUCUCGCAGGUGUCCAACCUCCCCACGGCGCGCAACGCCGAGGAGUACUACGAGGACCUGCGGCUCGAGGACGCCGUCAUGCCGCCCACUGAUUUCGUGAACGAGAUCGCUGGCGGGCUCCGCCGCGCGCUGGGGCUGCAGCUCUUCAACUUCGACAUGAUCAGGGAUGUCCGCGCUGGGGACCGCUACCUCGUCAUUGACAUCAACUACUUCCCCGGCUACGCCAAGAUGCCAGGCUACGAGAUUGCCCUCACAGAUUUCUUCUGGGACAUGGUUCACAAGGACGAUGAUGUGGCCCUCAAGGAGGAGGAGGAGAGCAAGCCCACUGUCGUGAAAUGAGAUGAUGGAUUCAGGAUGCCAUGGUCGCAGACUUGCAAUUCUUGGAUGUCUGGGUAAUGCGAGGGUGACAUUGCAAGACUUGAGAGGAAUAAUGAGCAACAAUUUAGGAUGGGGAGCUACGUUUAUUAACAGGUCAUGGAUUUACUUGGGUUUCAACCUGCGGCGCUGCGCGGAGGCCCUGCGGUGUAAAUCCCUUCUCCUGGCUCCUUUCAUACUGGUUCUUUAGGUAUCUUUCUCUUCUUCCUAGUUUGCUUCACCCAGUUUAGUCAGAACAAAAGUAGGGGACUAAAAACCAGCUUCUGAAGAAAAUUUGUUCUAGAUGUGCAAAUCUUUUCUUCUUGAUACUGGAUGAAUGCAAAAUGGCAAGCCAAUCUUAGUGGUACUGCAGUGAUGAAUAUGUUUUCGAUUGGUACUGCAGUGAUGGAUAUGUUUUCAAUUGGUACUGGAGCUCUGAAACUUUAUCACCUGUUUGAAUGAAAGAGAUGUUACAAUUGUU